CUUGAACGCGCCCGUUGAAUAUAUUAUACACAUGUUCAGCCCCUUCGUCUACAUCAUCUGCGAAGUUUCCAAAUUUCAACAAACCCUGCGCACUGAAACAUCUUUUCCAUCUGCCACCUCCUAUAAAAUUCUAUCCCAUCCAACGAAAGUUAUCCUGCCCACACCAUGAGAACCUUCACAGCCCCUUUUCUGGUCCGAGUGCUUGCCACUCUUCAUAGUGCGCAGGUCACUGCAGCCCUUGUUGAACCUGACCUCAGCUCAACGGAUGUUGCUGCCCCCGCCGACACCGAGAUGCAGCGCAUCGAUAUCAAGGUCGAUUGCAAUGAGUUGCUCAAGCAGGUACUUGAGGGCGUCAGCGCCUACCCACAGUACUCCAGCCAGGCCGUCGCCGUGGGCAAGAAGGCUGGCCCAAGCGCUUUCACUGCGUGGGCUGCCUGCAAGACGUUCAGAGUCGAAGCCAUUGAUUGCAACUACCUUGCAGGCUCCAUCGCCGGCGCCAUCACGACGGCCAUCACCUGGGGCUUCAUCGAUCUCAAGGAUGAAGGUGCCGAAGCCGUCAACCCUGGACGAGCUGCUGUCAUCAAUGACAAGUUGCAUCUGGAGCUGCAGGGCCAGUUGGAAGGACUGCACGUGGCUUACGACUUCAUCGAUAUCGACGUCCAGAACAGCACUACACUCACCGGGAGGACCGCGCUGGCGCACCAUGCAGAGAUCAGGGGUGCCCGGUUCCCUGAUGCACCAAUCGCCGAUUAUUCCCUGCUCACGUCAGCCGAAGGGGGCGGCUACGUUCGCGCAACCCCUCUCGUCAGCGGUCCCAUUGGCCGGCGGGCGGGAGGAGGCGGAUUCAAAGUCAGCUUCGAGGUGUUCAAUCGUUCGGGAAGUCCAAGCCCCGGGGCUGCUUCUCCGUUUGGUAAGGUCAUAGCAAGUGAUUGGAGUAACCGCGUGGCUUCUCAGCACGACAUUGGAGAUUAUAUCGGCGUUGUCGACUUUGGUUAUUUGGGUUACAUUCAACUCCGCAUCAUUCCUGAAUCCGGCACGGUUGAUAAUGCUUUUGAGAGUGUGGAAGUCUGUGCAGCUUAGAUAGCAAACGAGUUCUAGCCGACUUAAAAUAUAGAUUGAACUCAGGUU
Messenger RNA from Microdochium trichocladiopsis, 1128 nucleotides. RefSeq lists its product as uncharacterized. NCBI's taxonomy places the organism in Eukaryota, Fungi, Ascomycota, Sordariomycetes, Xylariales, Microdochiaceae. The transcript is spliced from 2 exons. The record is from RefSeq and is a predicted model, not a curated record. The coding region runs from base 166 to 1080 and encodes 304 amino acids.